Messenger RNA from Rasamsonia emersonii CBS 393.64, 318 nucleotides. RefSeq lists its product as uncharacterized. NCBI's taxonomy places the organism in Eukaryota, Fungi, Ascomycota, Eurotiomycetes, Eurotiales, Trichocomaceae. The annotation marks the transcript as partial. The record is from RefSeq and is a predicted model, not a curated record. The transcript has a single exon.
UUUUGGCGAUUAAUUGCAGUUGGACGGCCAUCUUCCGAGAAAAAGGGGGCCCCGCGCCCUCUCCUAUUGGCUGGGGGCCUUUAUUCGGGCUGGAAGUAUACAUCCGUCCCUCCAAUCACCGCGCCCGACGCACACCGGUUGAUGAUCAACCGGGGAACUAUGUCUCGAGGCAUCCUCUGCCCGUUGGAGUUUUUCCAUCGUCAUGCCUAUUCCGGGCGUGAAUGGAUGCCUGAUGAGGCAGGAGGUUUUGUCGUUGCGAUUUCUAAUGUCCGGAGUUCUGGACUUUACAAGUACCUCCGCAAGUAUAAUUAUACAUAA